AGAAAGGACCCCCGCGGAAUAAAAUCUUCAUUUCAUUCUUGCUUCUUUAAGCCUCUGUCCUCUCCUCCUCGCUCCCUCCAAUUUCGAUAUCUUUCCUUAUUCCAAACGCUCCGUAAUCCACUUCUUCCUUUUCCUCCUCUCCUUCUCUUUGGCCUCCUGAGUUAAAAGGCGAGACCUUGGAGAAAACCUUCCACCUUUUUUUCUUGCUGCUCCAGUUUCUUGCUUGUCUUUUUCUGCUCUUUUGUGAUGGGAGACCAUUUUGCGCUGCUGGCGGACCGUUUGCUGACCGAGUCAACCCUUGGAGCUGCUAUCGAGAGUAUAAACCACGGGUCAACCACAAAGAUUGCUUCCUCGUCAAUUGUGGAAGAAGAAACUGACUCUUCUCCUAAGAAGAAAUUUGUUGAGGAUGGCACGUCGACUGGUAGAUUGGUUGAAUGUCGAAUUUGCCAGGAUGAGGAUGAGGACGCUAACAUGGAGAUCCCCUGUUCCUGUCGCGGAAGCUUAAAGUAUGCUCACCGCAAAUGUGUGCAGAAAUGGUGUAAUGAGAAAGGUGACACCACAUGUGAGAUAUGUCUGCAGCAAUUUAAACCAGGAUAUACUGCCCCUCCAAAGUUGUUUCUUUACGGGACUAGUCCUAUGAAUUUCAGAGGAAACUGGGAGAUUUCAAGGCAGGAUACCCAAAAUCAUCAGUAUAUGGCAAUAACUCAAACUGAUAAUGCUUACCUUAGAUCCAACUACAACGACUAUGUCACUUCACAUGAUCGGAGCAUUAUGUAUUGUCGCGUAGUUGCUGCUACAUUCAUGAUCUGUUUGAUUCUUCACCAGUCUAUCCUUUAUAUGACAAGUGGAAUUGAGCAGUAUUGGAUCCCACCUUGCAUACUGUUGCUGCUAAAGAUUAUUGCCAUUGUAUUACCAUUAUGCAUUAUGUUGAGUGCAGUUAUCACAUUCUACCAAAGGCGGCAACAGCAGGAAGUGCAUCAAGAUAGAGUUCUGGAGUCUCAAAUGGAGAAUGGGCAAUUGCACUCUGCAAGUGAUGCAGUCCUCUUUUGAUGUCUCUGCACACUAGGGAAUGAGGGAAUAAUAAUAAUAAUAAUAAUAAUAAUAGAGAAGGCCAUAAGAGAUGUGAACGAUUGCAAAGUGUUGGACAUGCUAAAUUAUUAGUUUAUGCUUGAUACAGGUUCCAGGAGUUUGCCUCCUUACAUAUAUAGCAGGGUUAUCAAUUGAAUCAA
Molecule: messenger RNA, 1229 nt
Organism: Zingiber officinale
Lineage: Eukaryota; Viridiplantae; Streptophyta; Magnoliopsida; Zingiberales; Zingiberaceae
Exons: 8
Coding region: 247-1050 (267 amino acids)
Biological process (GO): protein ubiquitination
Cellular component (GO): membrane
Molecular function (GO): zinc ion binding; ubiquitin-protein transferase activity
Source: RefSeq, a predicted model, not a curated record